Molecule: messenger RNA, 6369 nt
Organism: Pristis pectinata (smalltooth sawfish)
Lineage: Eukaryota; Metazoa; Chordata; Chondrichthyes; Rhinopristiformes; Pristidae
Product: sodium- and chloride-dependent neutral and basic amino acid transporter B(0+)-like
Exons: 14
Coding region: 176-1993 (605 amino acids)
Biological process (GO): sodium ion transmembrane transport
Cellular component (GO): membrane
Molecular function (GO): L-proline transmembrane transporter activity
Source: RefSeq, a predicted model, not a curated record
UUGUGUUAGUCCAGACCAAAACUCUUGCAGCAGUAUAUGGUUCAUAAUUGCUUGGAUGAAAAAAAUCCUUCAAGGUUUAAUCCAGCACAGGUAGAAUAGAAGAAUCAUUGAUCGUUGGCCAAAGGUGAAUAGUCAAAAAGCAAUUUGUUAUCGUGUCUCACUGAAUGACCAUCACAUGCAUCUUCCAGAGGACGCAAUUCCCACCAACAGACAUGUGGGUGAAAGUGAUGAGAAUGUGGAGCGAGGCAACUGGUCCUCGAAGACUGACUACCUGCUCUCAAUGAUAGGCUGUGCUGUGGGUCUGGGCAACAUCUGGAGAUUCCCUUACCUGGCGUACAAGAAUGGAGGAGGUGCCUUUUUUAUUCCUUACACACUCAUGCUGUUACUUGUUGGGAUGCCGAUGUGUUUUCUGGAAUCGUCCGUUGGGCAGUUUGCCAGCCUUGGACCUGUUGCGGUGUGGAAAGUCGUGCCAAUGUUACAAGGUGUUGGGAUCACCAUGGUGCUUGUGAUUUCACUUACUGACAUUUCCUACUGCUGCAUCAUUGCCUACAGCCUGUUCUACCUGUUUGCCUCCUUCCAGUCACCCCUGCCGUGGGCAGACUGCUUCAGCUGGUGGGGUGCAGAUGAAAACUGCAGCAGGAUGCCCAAAGAUUCUAUGUGCAAUCUCACUCUGGGCAAUGGAUAUUUUGAAAUUAUGAAUACAACAUGGCUGCAUGCAAACAAAACUUGUUCAAGUGGAUCAGAAAUCUAUGUUCAUCACCAGAGCCCUAGUGAACAAUAUUGGGAUAAAGCAGUUUUACGCCGUUCAAGUUCAAUGGAUGACACGGGAAAGAUCAUCUGGUAUUUAGCCUUCUGUCUGCUUCUGGCCUGGCUGAUCAUUGGAGCUGCCUUGUUUAAAGGUAUCAAGUCUUCAGGAAAGGUGGUUUACUUCACUGCUUCAUUCCCUUAUGUGGUUCUGAUCAUACUUCUGAUCCGAGGGGCUACCCUGGAAGGAGCUCAUAAAGGGAUAGAUUUCUACUUUGGAAGCCAGUCAGACUUUUCAAAACUGCUUCAUGCUGAGGUCUGGAAAGAUGCUGCAACUCAGAUUUUCUUUUCUAUCUCAGUGGGAUGGGGCAGCUUAAUAACACUGUCAUCCUACAACAAAUUCCACAAUAAUUGCUACAGAGAUACCAUCAUUGUUUGUGUUGUGAACUGUGCCACAAGUGUGUUUGCUGGAUUUGCCAUCUUCUCCAUCCUUGGACACAUGGCUCACGUACAAGACAAGCCUAUUUCGGAGGUUGCUCAGUCAGGUUUUGGUUUGGCUUUCAUUGCCUAUCCAGAGGCUUUAAUACACCUUCCGUGGGCACCUCUAUGGUCCAUCUUGUUCUUCUUCAUGCUGCUCACUCUGGGACUGGACACUCAAUUUGCAGGUUUAGAAACAGUUAUAACAGCCCUACUUGACCAAUUCUCAAAGAUUUUGCAUUUGAAGCGCCUUUAUUUGACAAAUGGAAUGUGCUUGGUGUUUUAUUUCCUCGGCCUUAUAUUUGUAACAGAGGCUGGAAUUUACUGGUUAAAUUUAAUUGAUUAUUUCUGUACUGGGUGGAUUCUUGUUACAGUAGCCCUACUGGAACUCAUUGGUCUAAGCUGGAUUUAUGGGAUAAACAGAUUUAUCAUGGACAUUGAGAUGAUGAUUGGGAGGAAGAAUUGGCUCUUCUGGUUGUGGUGGAGAGUGUGUUGGCUUUUCUUCUCUCCAAGCUUGCUGGCAAUAAUCUUAUUCUGGUCCUUAGCAACAUUUUCCACACCUACAUAUGGACCUGUUGAGUACCCACAAUGGGCAAUAGCCGUUGGCUGGUGUUUAGUAAUUUUCUGUAUUAUGUGGAUCCCCAUUGUUGCCAUCAUUAGAGUUAUCCAAGCUGAAGGCUCCACUUUGUGUCAGAAAAUUUCUGCGGCUUGUACAUCAGCUCCUGAUUGGGGUCCGUACUUGGAACAGCACAGAGGAGAAAGAUACGGAUAAAGUAGCCAGCAACAAAGUACAAUUUAUUACUUCUGACAUAUCAGCUGUUCAGAGAAGAUGUGUAGAUCAGGGCCUUGAAGAUCUAUAGCUGCUCUGAUAUCUCACUAUAACUUCAGUCAGAGUUUUCUGGGACAGGUUGCAGCUCACUGGAACAGACAUGGUCAUCCACUUGGAACAGGCUGGGUUUGGGGAAUGACUGAACAUUACACUCACCAUGACCAUUCAUUUUUACCUUGGGGUUAAUGUGUGGGAUUCCAUCCAUUGCUGUGUUUUCUUGAAUUAGACAGAGUAUGAUAAAGAUCAGAGAGCCCUGAUCCACAUUGAGCUUUGUCACUUGUAGCCAUCACUUUAUCAGAUCACUAAUGCUGAUGCUUAGUGCUGACAGGGUCAAAUGUGACUUGUCCCUUCAGCUCAGCCGAGACUGAUUCUACCUCCUGUUCUUCUGGACCAGGAUCAUUCCUUGAUACUGCUCUUACAUCAUCCUUUAUUACUGGGACUGCUUCCACUUCCCUAUUUCCACACUUUUCCAUUUUAUCUGUCCUUUCUAAAUGUCCAGAUCCCUGGAGUACUUAAUUCCCAUACUUGCAACCAUGCAAUCACUUCUCUGUAACAGCUGUUAGGCUGAACCCAUUGUCUAUAUUUGUGCCAUCAUUUCAACUGUUCUGUUACAAAAGUUCAAGGUUCAGAUACAAUAGCUUUAAUUUUAGUUUUUGGCAGCUUGUUUAAUGAUACAUUAUUACCAUUAAGCACUUAUACCUAGAAAUUUAACUGGGCCCAUUAAGGUGCAUCAAAGUUAUUGCAUUGAAAUCUUGCACCAGGUUGGGUCCACUGUAUUGGUUAUAAGGGUCAUUGAAACUGUGUCUUUGUUCCACUGUGCUAAGAUGCGCAACUCCUGAUAGGAGUUGCUAAGAGUCAUCACCAUUUUGGCAUUCUUGCUGAGCUGUGUGCAGGGAACUUCAUCAGAUCACAAAGGACACAUCCCCUGAUAGCCACAGCCCAGCUGCAUUAAAAAAUGCCAUACAGAUGAGAGAAAACAUGACAGAGAGGAAGGAAAUAUGAUCUUCCGUGUGUGUGGCCAUUCCUGAUCUCAGUGCAUGUGUGACCAUCCUGCUCUCCUUCCCGCCCCAGGUUAUCUACUUCCCUGUCAAGUUCCAUGUUGCAAGUGGCCCCGGGUACUGGUGAUUAGCAAGGGAGAGAUUACAGUACAAGGUGCAUAAAUUAAAGAAGCUCCAAACAAUAAUGGAGCAAUGAAAGAGCACUGAACAAAUAUCUUGACCAUAAGAAUAUGAAUCUGCAUUCUAACUUAUUCCCUAGCUUCGUAAAGUUUCUCUGCAGAAUAGUUACCCUAGUUUUGGUGAUUUCAUUGUUUUCUAUGUGGACUACAGCAACUGGAUUUGCAUCAUCCCCAUACCAAUCUGUUUGAAAUCAAAGCAUCUAAGUCAGAAUGGAGACCCUUUAAUUUGUAGCUCAUUGGGGGUUUCAGAGUUCUUGCUCCUUUUGUUAGCAGCUAUUGUUUGACUGUUGUUCUUGUUGGGGUGAAAGGUGCAGAGGCAGUGAUGUGACAUGAUUGCACUUACAUCUAAUACUGCAUAGAGUGUGGCAAUGAAUGUUGUGACUUCUACCAGGGAAUGAUUGGGAUUGUGAUCACAAGAUAAAACCCAGCCUUGAUCAAGUAUCAAGCACAGUGCAGCCCAAUAUUUGGACAUCUGUCUCUUCCUGCUUCACUAUACAUUUCAUUAUCCAAAUGUUACCUUGCUCAGUGGCCUCACUCUUUCUACUUAAAGCUAAAAUAUCUCCCAUGGCAAACAACCCCACAUUCCCUACAUCACACUCCCCCCAUAAAAACACAAGACAGAUGCGUGCACACACAGACACACAUGCAAAUGCACACACAUCUUAUGCAGAUACUAUCCACCUGAUUUGGCAGGAUUUUUGCCUGAUUUCCAAUGGCUUCAGUAUCCCAUGAAUUUGACUGGUCUGUGGCUAUCAGGGGACAAGUCCUUUGAGAUUUGGUCAACUCCCUGCACACAGCAUAGCAAGGAUGCGGUAGUAGUGGUCACUUUUAGUAACUCCUGUCAGGAAAAAGAACACAGCUUGGGACUUAGCAAAGUGGAACAAAGACAACACUGUUUCAGUGACAUUUAUAGUCAAUCUCAUGACUUUAUAAUGAAUCCAACCUGGUGCUGGGUUUCAAUGCAAUGACAUUGUGUUUUGUCAUCUAUAUCAAUGAUUUAGAUGAGAAUGUACAAGGCAUGGUUAGUAAGUUUUCAGAUGACACCAAAAUAGGUGGUAUCAUAGACAGUGAAGAAGGUUAUCAAAAAUUACAGCAGGAUCUUGAUCAACUGUGUAAGUGGGCUGAGGAAUGGCAAAUAGAGUUUAAUUCAGAUAAGUGGAAGGUGUUGCAUUAUGAGAAGUCAAAUCAGGGUAUGACUUUCACAAUCAAUGGCAGGGGCCUGGGGAGUGUUGUAGAACAGAGGGACCUAGGAGUGCAAGUAUAUGGUUCCCUAAAAGUGGCAUCACAGGUAGACGGGGUGGUGAAGAAGGUAUUUGGCAUGCUGGCCUUCAUCAGUUAGUGCACUAGGUAUAGAAGUUAGGAUGUUAUGUUGCAGUUGUACAAGAUGUUGGUGAGCCACAGCUGGAGUAUUGUGUUCACUUUAGGUCACCCCGUUAUAGGAAAGAUGCCAUUAAGCUAGAAUGAGUGCAGAAAAGAUUUACAAGGAUGUUGCCAGUACUCAAGGGACUGGGUUAUAGGGAGAGGAUGGGCAGGCUAGGAAUUUAGCCCUUGUAGUGUAAAGAGAGGGAUGAUCUUAUAGAGAUGUAUAAAAUUAUGAGGGGCAUAGGUAGGGUGAAUGCAUGCAAUCUUUUUCCCAGGGUUGUGGGAUCAAGAACUAGAGACUAUGGGUUUAGGGUGAGAGGAGGGAGAUUUACUAGGAACCUGAAGUGCAACUUUUUCCACCCAGAGUGUGGUCAGUAUAUGGAACGAGCUGUCAGAGAAAGUGGUUGAGGCAGGAACAAUAACAACAUUUAAAAGACACUUUGACAGGUACAUGGAUAGGAAAGGUUUAGAGGGAUAUGGGUCAAAUAUGUACAAAUGGGACUAGCUUAGAUGGGCAUCUUGUUUGGAUGGAUGAGUUGGGCCAAAAGGUCUGUUUCCAUGCUCUGACUCUGAACCCCACCCCCCCACAUCAGUCUUUGGAAGCACACAUUUAACUCUGAUCCAUUCAAACUGAUUCCAAUUUGUGUGUGGCUCAGGUAACAAUCCCAAGAUUAGUGUAAUUAAGAUUAUGCACAGCUAACGAAUAAAUUAGAAUGCACAAUCUCUCUGCAGACUUUUUUCCUGAUUUCUAGUUAUAUCAUUGGUGCUCCUGUGGACCACAACAAUUGGAUUCUCGCCACCCCUAGCCCUCCCACCAAAAAAAAAAUCCAACUUCUUCUCCAGCCAUGGGGUAAUGUCUUUAAGCUGGACAUGAGGUACGAAACAGAGUUUAGGACUCCUAGUCACAGCUGAGAUGAUAAUAUCUAUACCUAUGACUAUGCUCUUCUCUAUCAUCCACUACCUUCCUUUUCAUUCCUCCCACAUAAAUAACCUCCCAUAAUAUGAUACAAUGUUCAAAUUUCCCAUCAUCCUUGAUGUCCUAGCCAUACAGAUAAUAAGUAUUUCCUUCCUGGUGGACAAGCUCAAAGACAGGCUCCUGCAUCCAUUUAUCAUGCUUCCCUUUCCUUUCUGUUCCGCAUUCAAAUAAUUCAGUCGAAGCCCAUUGCCCGAAACCAGGCCAUUAUCUAACAUAAGAAGUGCAACCACCUCUGAUCAGGUAACUUAGCACCUCGCUAAUGCUGCAUAGUGUCUGCAACUCAGACUUCAGUGCAACAGAUCCAAGUUGAAGAUACUCAGAUCCCUGCCGAUGUGGUUCUUGAGGUACUUUGUGGUUUUCACCAACUCUGAAAUUUCACUAACUCGUACAAAAGCAGCAGACAAAAUUUAGUUCUUACUGCCAGAAGGUUUCACAAAACACAGAUUUGAUGGUAGAAAUCUGUUCUCCCUCCUCUCCAUCAAAUCCACACACAGAAUCCCUGAUGUUAGUAUUCUGUUUCAACUGGAUGACCACUCUGUGUAUUGUAGAUUUAAUGUGUUCUAAUCAUACCUAAAUCAACCCAAAUUGGCCUCCAGAGUAUUAGAAUUGAAUUAAUGAAUGAUUCAUGGAAAAUACUACUGGCCAAUUUUUCUGUGACCCUCUUGCAGUGGUUAUGUCUCCACGUUGCUCUGGGACAGGACCACAUACCUGUUCAGUGCCAGCAGUUUGGUAGCAAAAUUAUUCUAACUUGAUUUCCAUUUCCAGCAGAAGCCACCUGAAUCCACUCUGAUCUCAGACAUAUGA